AGUCCAACCAGCCAGUGCGGUGCUCCCGCGCCUCGGGCGCCUGGGGAGGGGAGGGGUGCGGCUCGGGUCCUGGGCGUCCGCAGCCGGAGCCCGCCUCAGGUAACCGCGCCUCCCGCCCCCUCACCGGCGCUGCCACCGCCCUAUAAGUGGCCCGCCUCAGUCGCCGGGCGAUGGGGCGCAUUUGCCGUCUCCCGCCAUGGAGCCGGCUGAGAGGUUCCAGCUGGACGUGCUCGCCUACCUGCAGUGCGCCAUGGGCCUCCUGGGAUCCUUGGCGCUCGUGCUGGCGGACUCGGUCUACGGGCGCUACACGUCGCCGGGCCCCGACCUUCGAGUGCCGGCGCGGGCCGCCUGGGCGCUGCAGGAGCUGCCCUCGCUGGCGGUGCCGCUCUGGGUUUGCGCACGCACGGCGGCCGAGCGCCUCCGCCGCGCGCCCAACCGCAUCCUCCUGGCCAUGUUCCUCGUCCACUACGCGCAACGGUCCUUGAUUUUCCCAUUCCUGAUCCGAGGAGGAAAGCCGGUGCCCUUACUUACAUUUGUAUUGGCAUCCAUGUUCUGUGUCUAUAAUGGCUACUUGCAAAGCAGAUACUUGAGCCAGCACGCUGUGUAUGCUGACGACUGGGUCACGGAUCCCCGAUUUCUAGUAGGUUUCUGCUUGUGGUUAAUAGGCAUGCUGGUAAACAUCCAUUCAGACCAUAUCCUGAGGAAUCUCCGAAAGCCAGGGGAGACUGGAUAUAAGAUACCAAGGGGAGGCUUGUUUGAAUACGUGACAGCAGCCAACUACUUUGGGGAGGUGGUUGAGUGGUGUGGCUACGGCCUGGCCAGCUGGUCCAUCCAGGGCUGGGCCUUUGCUUUCUUCACCUUCUGCAUUUUACUCACCCGGGCCCAGCAGCAUCACCAGUCAUACCCGGCAUCAGCUAACCAAGUCCAAAACCACACAGACAUCCAGAGGAGAACCUGUUCUAGGGAAUCGUCAGGUACACGUCAGCGUCAUCAUUGGCGCCACCUGACUCUGAGUCCCUUCGAACGUUUGCUGCUGCAGCUGAUGGUCAACUGGAAGGUCAGGCAGGGGACUCGUGGUCUGGCCGGGAACAUGCCGUCCGCAGUGCGGAAGGCGGAGUGCCUGCGACCGGGCCCAGAGGCACGACACGUGUGGAGGAAGCCCGGCUUGGCCCUCCCAUGGCUCUGGCAUGCGAGCGCCCUGCACCCCUGCAGACCUGUGGUCGCUGUCGAGUGCCCGGGCUCUGUGCACCCUUGAAAUCACAUUGUUUUCCAAGGUGUGGGGCCACAGCCUUUAUCAGAUCCCCCAAAGGGCCUGUGAUCUCCAUGACCGAUAUAAACUCAUAAAAACCAAUCCAAGGCUGUCAUAGCUGAAGUGCACUUAGGGAACCGCCCUCCCAGUCCAACGCAUGAAGGAACUGAGGCUCAGGGAACAAAGUCUCAGACUUCUCAGAAGAGAGAGAUCUCGGGCCGUCCCCUGAGGCCACAGUGAUCAUGGAAAUAGGGCACAGGUAGCUCACGCCGGUGCCCCCGUGGAUCGCUUGUGCUCCCCCCUGCCCCCUGAGCUAGAAAGGGCUCUGUCCCCCUUCCUUGGCUUCAUUCCCCCAAACACAUUUCAUGAAGAUCUCCAAUGCCCCUGAUGCUCUAGGAGGCAUGUGUAGACACAGAGCAUUGUCCCGACUCCACAGUGCCUGCCAUGUCUUGGGAACGGGGCAGAGAGAAGCCUCCAGAAGCAUGGACUGACGUCAUAGCAUAGUGGAGCGGGUGCAGAUUUUCUAGAGUCAGAAUCCAUAGGUUUCUUUGCAGCGCGUAUUUAAAGAUGCAGAUGGUUAUUUCCAGAGAUAACGAAGAGAAUGGGCAGAGCUGGAAGGUCUCUUUAGCUAAUAUUUGUUGACAUUAUGCCAAAAGCCUGACGGUUAUUGAGAUCCGAGGAGAAGCACCCUCCAGCCCUCCGUGUUUCGAGGUGCUCCACUGUGCUCCAGACAGUGGGGGAUCUGAGAGCCGGGACCGGUCUCUAUGCCAGAGUCGAGGAGGGGGACGGAGGUAGGAAAAGCUCACACCAAGGAAGGUUUGGGAAAGGGGUGACAGCAUCAAAGGUGACAGAAAAUGGAAUGAUUUGCUAUGAUGGAUUGAAUUAUGUGCUCUCCCCACCCCCCAGAAAAUAUGUUGUAGUCCUAACCCCACGAAUGACCUUAUUUGGCAACAGGGGUCAUCACAGAUGUAAUUAGUUAGGGCGAGGUCACCCUGGAGUGAGUGGGUCCCUGAUCCAGCGGGACCGCUGACUUCAUAAGAAGGGAAAUCGCACAGGUGCACACAAGGAAGAGAAGGCCACGUGAAGACACACACACACACACACACACACACACGAAGACAGCUGUGUGACGUGUGGAGGCAGAGUGCGGUGACGCUGUCACACACUCCUGAGGCUGCCAGAGGCUGCGAAAGGCAGACAGGAUCCUCCGUGAGAGCUUCGGAGACAGCACAGCCCUGCUGGCACCUCGUGGGGUCCUUUGUUACAGAAGCCCCAGGAAACCAAGACACCUGCCUUUCAGCCAUCCCAAAUCCACUGGGCCACAAGGAAAGAGAAAGGCAACGUGUGUGAGAGUUCUGGAGCGCUCCUGUCCUCCUCUGUCAGAUGACACCACGCCAGCCUGUCCCGGAGCCUCUCCUGGAGCUUGGAGCUCGUGCUGUCUUACAAGGCAUUUGCCAGGGCAUGAACAAAGAGAGAACAGUGACGACAACAACCAGUGAAUCUUGGCGCAGCCCAACACUCCUGUGUCCUCCUCCCUUCCCCCC
Ailuropoda melanoleuca (giant panda) is the source of this 2793-nucleotide messenger RNA. It is a transcript of the gene SRD5A1, whose product is annotated as steroid 5 alpha-reductase 1. The transcript is spliced from 5 exons. Gene Ontology annotation, molecular function: 3-oxo-5-alpha-steroid 4-dehydrogenase activity. The record is from RefSeq and is a predicted model, not a curated record. Gene Ontology annotation, biological process: steroid biosynthetic process. Gene Ontology annotation, cellular component: membrane. The coding region runs from base 197 to 1255 and encodes 352 amino acids. Lineage: Eukaryota; Metazoa; Chordata; Mammalia; Carnivora; Ursidae.